AUGUUCUACAGAGGAUAUCCUGAUGGUCCAGAUGGACGUGAAAUGGGUGCAAAACGCCAGCGAAUAGUUGAUCAGGGUCCUUCAUUCUACGGGAAUUCCCCUGGUUCAAGUUUUAUGUACAAUGUUCCUCCCUAUGGAUAUGUUAGCCAGCCACCUCCUCCUUUCCCUGUUGUCCGUCUUCGUGGUCUUCCUUUCGAUUGCACGGAAAAUGAUGUGGCUGAGUUCUUCCAUGGUCUGGACAUAGUUGAUGUUCUUUUUGUUCACAAGGCUGGCAAGUUCACUGGUGAAGCUUUUUGUGUUUUGGGUUAUCCUCUUCAAGUCGAUUUUGCACUUCAAAAGAACAGGCAGAACAUGGGCAGGAGAUAUGUUGAGGUUUUCCGAAGUAAGAGGCAGGAUUAUUAUAAGGCAAUAGCGAAUGAAGUUUCAGAAUCUCGUGGUUCACCACGACGAAAUAUCCCUAGGGCUAAAUCUUAUGAUGAGGGGAAGGACUCAGCUGAACAUACAGGGGUAUUACGAUUGAGGGGACUGCCAUUUUCAGCUGGCAAGGAUGACAUAAUGGAAUUCUUUAAAGAUUUUGUUUUAUCAGAAGAUUCGAUUCAUAUUACAAUGAAUUCAGAGGGUAGGCCAACUGGAGAAGCCUUUGUGGAGUUUGCAAAUGCAGAAGAUUCUAAAGCAGCCAUGGCCAAGGAUAGGAUGACUCUUGGAAGUCGUUAUAUUGAGCUGUUUCCCUCUUCACUUGAGGAGUUGGAUGAAGCAGUUUCAAGAGGCCGGUGA
Messenger RNA from Dovyalis caffra, 774 nucleotides. The record is from the annotation of a GenBank genome assembly. NCBI's taxonomy places the organism in Eukaryota, Viridiplantae, Streptophyta, Magnoliopsida, Malpighiales, Salicaceae.